CGGCAGCUGCCUUUGGAAACCUGGGUGACGGCAGUAGGGGGAAAAUUUCUUUGAAGUUAAGGGAGGUUCCCAGAAAGUGGUGGCGGGCGGUUUGUCCCGGGAGCGGCACAGCCUGUGGCUCAGGAGCCCGCCGAGCACCCGUGACUGGAGUUGUGACCUAAAGGGACUUUCUUUCUGUGCCCGGUAUAGCUACACGGUAUAGCCUCGUUCCUCAUUGUGUGAAUUCUUGUAGCUACCCCGGGCGAAGCAGAUUUUCUCUUCCAAAAUGACUUUACGAGCUCUGGUUUUGUGUUUGGCGUAUUCUGGGCUUGGAAAGGCAAAUGUGGUUCCUCAGGCUGGACACACAAUAGUGAGGAUGGGUGACAGUGUGACUCUGAGCUGUGCCCUGACAAAACCCAUGGAUGUUCUGCAAGUGACAUGGCAAAAGGACUCAGAAGAAUUACAUGAUAAUAUAGCUACGUAUAGUAAAACGAACGGAUUAAGGAUUCAGAAGCCCUAUGAAGACAGAAUGAAUUUCACAAGUUUGGAACUCAACAAGACAAGCAUAACUUUUUGGGACACUAGAAUGGAUGAUUCAGGAUGUUACAAGUGUCUCUUCAAUGUUUUCCCUUCUGGUCCUCUCUCAGGAAAUACCUGCCUGAGUGUUUUUGGUCUCAAUGUAUCUGUCCAUCACAACAUUUCUGAAGGUCAUGUGAUAGUCAUCUGUAAUGCUGAUGGCCUCCCAGAGCCCACCAUCACCUGGAGCAACCUGUUCAAUUCUACUCCUACACAGAAGACAGUCAAGCACAAAAAUGGGAUUGUGUCCAUCACCAGUAAACUGGAAAUCUACAAUAUUCAGAGCAUCAGUGCACAGGAUUUGAUCUGCAGAGUAAGCAACACAAAUGAAACAUUUGAAAUGCCUGUGAAAAUAAAAGGAGAAGAGGUAUCAUCAUUGCUUUGGCUGGUGAUUAUUGUGGUGCUUUUAGUAGUCAUCAUAGUUCUGAUUCUGAUGAUGCUGUUCUGGAGGAAGAUCCUAUGCAGGAGGAGUUGAAGUGGAUCCCUGAGAAUUUCCAUCCAUCUACCAGAUCAUUAAAAGCUAGCAGCCUGAAGUCAACAUUGCACAUAGUGACUUGACUGGCUGGAAAGAAGCAGCAAAAAAAAGGAGAAGACAUCAUAUACACUGCCCUGUCUGGAAGCUGAGUUCAUCACUGAAAUGACUAACACAACAUUUGCUAUCUGGUCUGGGCCCUUAAUCUUAAAAUGUAGGACUGGAGGGACCACUUGGUCUGCUAUUCUGCAGAGGAGGAGAUUUUGUCAGGCAAAACCUUCUUUGCCCAUGCCACUCUUGGUGCUGCUGCUGGGCAAAAUGUAUUUGUCUUCUUCCAGUUGAGUUUUGAAAAUGUCUAUGGGUAGAAGCUCUGCAGACUCUCUGGGGAUUCUCUUCCAGCGCCUAAUUGCUCUUGCAGUAGAGAGCGAUUUAAUUUUUGCCAACAUCUGUCUGCAAUUUCACUUGCAGCAACUCUUGAGUUCAUCACCCCCUUCCUGUCAUGGUUUUUCUUCUCUUAUCUUAGUUGUUAUAGCUCCGUUGUUAUGGCUCCUUUUUCUCUGGAAAGAUCUGCUGGACUCAAAAUCACAGGACCCAAACCACACAGCAUUUGGCAAAAUUAUGGGGAAGAGCAAUAGGUCUCCAAGCAGGUGACUAAAUAAAGGCAGUGGCAGCCACAAUUUGGAAAGAAGAAUUGUAAGUAAUUUGUAUAAUAUGUAAGUAAUUUACUUUAUUUGACUUUUUUCUAAUCCUAGAGUGUUUUCUUCUGUGUUUUCUGGGUUUUUUUGGGAAUGUGUGUGAUCGGGCUAAAUAUAUAAGUGAGGAGAAGGUAGUUACAAAGACCAGUAGUGGAAACAUUGUCCCUAUCCUACUCUUUGCUCAGCUGUCAAAAGGCAUGGAUUUUGUCAAUAGUUUUUGUGCUCAUCUUAUGCACUGUUCCAGGUAGUCUUCCCUGUCUUCAUCCAUUUUUAUUGUGUCUUUUUAAACACAGAUAAAUUUCUUAGUUGGCCAAAAGCCAUUAUUCCAUGGCUGGACCUCAUUGGGUGGGAUGUCACACACUGAGCUCACUGUCCCGUGUCGCCACUGUGGCUGCAGUGGUAUCAGCUGGCAGUCUUACAGAGACUGAGCUUACUGAUUUGUCAUGCUGCUGGUAGCAGAUAAAGACACUGCACUAUUCUUAGGAGCUGGGACCUAAUUCUGCUCCUGUCCCAGGCUGGAUUGGAGCUUCUCUCCCACCGUCCCAAGCUGCUCAUCACUGCCAGCCCAAGCCUGCCGAUCCAGCCAUUCCCAGGCUCCAAGUUCCAGGUGCUUGGCCCCCUAUGGCUGGGCAGCAGCAGGCUGUGCAGGAGUGCCGAGCACUCCUGGGCAUUGCCCUGCAGCUCCUCAUCUUUGUGAGGUCUUGAAGGCUCCAGAUGCCUUCUGCCUUGUGCUUGUUUUGGUUGGGACAGAGUUAAUUUUCUUAACAGACAUUAGUAUGAGGUCGUUGUGGUUCGAAUUUAUUUUAUUGAUGCCUUGUGUUCUGUUGUACCCCCAUGUUCUCCCUGAGUUGGUUUACCCCUGGGUUUUACCCUCCCUCAAAGCUGUCCCUCAUACCAUUGCCUGCCCCUUGUUCCAGCUCUAUCCCUGCCUGUCAAGCCAACCCAGCCCUUGAUUCCCAAAGCUUCUCUGCCACUUAAACCUUGGGUCCAUCCCAUCCCUGUCUGCAACCCCCCUUUGAAAUUCAGCUACUCCUCCAAGCGCCAUUGGCACAUGUCACCCAUCCUCUCCACCCUCCUGCCCCAAUUGGUCCCAGACACUGGAUGUAAUCCCGUCACUCCUGCCCUGAGAAUUCCCUAUUGGUUAGCUGUUAGUGUCCACCCCCUGACUUGUAUCUGAACAGAACUACUGCACAGCACUGUUGGAGGAUUUCUAUCCUGCUCCCUUGCUCUAGAGUAAACUGUUCCUUGUGGAAGCUCAAGACAGCGAGCCUCCUCCUUUCUCCUCUGUGUGGUUCCUGUCCUGGCUUGUGUCUGGCACCUUAGAGCAAGUGGCUCUGAAGGUUCUGCUCCGUUGAAUGCCCAUACCGAGGCAGUUGCCCACUCCUGGCGUGGUGCCGGAGCUGUAAGAGCUAGCCUGGGUUCUGGCAGCCCCUUCAUGAGGCUGUCCUUCUGACUGUCCCCUUCCUUCCUGGUGACUGUGCAGGCAGCUGAGUGGUGCUUCGUUGCUGGCUGGGGAUAAACCAUGGCAGCAUGGGGAUAAACCAUGAACACUUUCACGGGGCUCUGCGCCUGCCCCACUGGGCAAAGAUUGCUCAGUGCAAGUCUGCCCCUGGAUGUACCUUCUCAGUGGCCCAUUUUUACUGACAGGACAGACAGAUGAGAGGACUGCAGGGGAUCCUCUGGUAAUUUUUUGUUCAGCUGAUGAGUGCUAGAGUUUAAGGUGUUUCUCAGUCUUGUUUCUGUUUGAAUGUUUGUCAUUGUAUCCGGAUCACUAACAGUAUUGUCUUUCCUUUUGGCUUUGAUGAGCAUUUGUUCGUGCGUGUGAAAUACUCCUUCAUACCAGAGUGCAUAGAAUUUUGGACUGUGCUUUUUAUGUCAUAUGUUUACUAAGGGUACCAACUAUCAAGCUGAAAAAUCAACAAUGGAGACUUAAAACUUAGGACUCAGUGCUCAGAGCAGGUAUUUUGCUGGUUCUAGAGCUGUUGCCUGUACAGAGUCUGGUAAAAACUUCAGUGUGUCUGUCUGCUUGAGUUACCGAGGAUGUGAGGGGUCGUGUUUGCUCUACUAUUGUAGAUGCAAUAUGAAUUAUUUAUUUGUACCUUUCACUUUUUCUAAUUAAAAAAAAAAAAUCUGAUCCAACCAAAACACCAACUGGUCCCUUUUUUUUUUUUUUUCUACUUGUUUGAGAUACCAGAAAUGUGUCAUUGAAAGCUGUAGUAGUUUUGAUUUAUAUUUAGCUUCCUUCCUGAACAGAAAAUGGGAGUUCAUGGGGCUUUUAGGGUGUUUUGGGCUAAUUUUUCUUUUUAAAAGAAGGUUUUGAACAAAACUUUUGAGAUAAAUUUACAGAAGUAUUUUUGACCACAGCAGCUGAAGUUUAGUUCAGAUUUGAAAAUACCUUCAGUCAAUUAAAACAGUGUAUUCUGUAUUUUUACAAUUAUUGUCUGUGUCACGUGUGUUGCUUAAUUAUUUUUUAUCUAAAGUUAUGUGUUCUAUUGAUACAUUGUCUGUCUUGUUUUCUGUAUUUCCUUGAACAAAAAGAAGCCAA
Messenger RNA from Onychostruthus taczanowskii (white-rumped snowfinch), 4267 nucleotides. Its product is annotated as OX-2 membrane glycoprotein-like. NCBI's taxonomy places the organism in Eukaryota, Metazoa, Chordata, Aves, Passeriformes, Passeridae. Gene Ontology annotation, biological process: negative regulation of macrophage activation; regulation of immune response. Gene Ontology annotation, molecular function: cell-cell adhesion mediator activity. The coding region runs from base 266 to 1030 and encodes 254 amino acids. The record is from RefSeq and is a predicted model, not a curated record. The transcript is spliced from 7 exons.